Molecule: messenger RNA, 5243 nt
Organism: Seriola dumerili (greater amberjack)
Lineage: Eukaryota; Metazoa; Chordata; Actinopteri; Carangiformes; Carangidae
Gene: ccnt1
Product: cyclin T1
Exons: 9
Coding region: 1-2133 (710 amino acids)
Biological process (GO): regulation of transcription by RNA polymerase II; positive regulation of DNA-templated transcription, elongation
Cellular component (GO): cyclin/CDK positive transcription elongation factor complex; nucleus
Molecular function (GO): cyclin-dependent protein serine/threonine kinase activator activity
Source: RefSeq, a predicted model, not a curated record
AUGGCGGCUUCGUUUCGUUCUCUCCCUGCAAGCUGUAAUAACAAAUGGUACUACACACGACAACAGAUCGACAACAGCCCAUCUCGGCGAGCUGGACUUGAUCCCGACAAGGAACUGUCCUACAGACAACAGGCAGCGAAUCUGCUCCAGGACAUGGGACAGCGGCUCAAUGUGUCCCAACUUACAAUUAAUACAGCUAUUGUGUACAUGCAUCGAUUCUACAUGGUCCAGUCUUUCACCAGAUUUCACAGAAAUGUUAUUGCUCCUGCAGCUCUCUUCCUUGCAGCUAAGGUUGAGGAACAGCCCCGAAAGCUGGAACAUGUUAUCAAAGUGGCUCAUGCAUGCCUCAAUCCUCAGGACCCUUCACCUGAUGUGCGCAGUGAUGCCUACCUGCAACAAGCCCAAGACCUGGUCAUUCUUGAGAGCAUAAUACUCCAGACCUUGGCUUUUGAAAUCACCAUUGACCAUCCACAUACUCAUGUUGUCAAGUGCACUCAGCUUGUCAGAGUUGUUCCAGCGAGCAAGGAUUUGGCUCAAACAUCAUACUUUAUGGCUACAAACAGUCUGCACUUGACCACGUUCUGCCUGCAGUAUAGUCCGCCAGUUGUGGCCUGCGUGUGCAUCCACCUCGCCUGCAAAUGGUCCAACUGGGAGAUCCCCGUGUCUACGGACGGCAAACACUGGUGGGAGUAUGUUGAUCCCACAGUCACCCUGGAACUGCUGGAUGGUAUGUGCUGCAAAGGACCUGAGCUCACACAUGAGUUCCUGCAGAUUCUGGAAAAAACACCCAGCCGCUUGAAACGGAUUCGCAAUUGGAAGGCUGGAGGUCAAACACCCAAAGUCAAGCCAAAGGUCCAAGAGGAGGGUGACCAGAGGGACACCAUGAUGAGUAUGAUCUCUAUGGCUUCAUCUGAGAGUACUGUGGCAGGUCUGAUGAGCCUCUCAGCUCCGCCGUCUGCCUCUUCUUCCUCAUCCAUGGGUGAUAAGGAGAGGGGAGCCUCUGGCAGCGCUCAGACUUGGAGUGGAAAAGGUCAGGCUGGAUCUGAGCAGCAGCAGCAGCAACAACAGCAGCAGCCGCCCAACCAUGAGGUCCAUGCCCCGGCUAAAGUAUCACUAAGCGAGUACCGUGCCAAGAAUGCAGAUGUCCUGGCUGCCCAGAAGAGGAAGCUGGAGAACAUGGAGGCCAGCGUGAAGAGGGACUAUGCUAAUGCUGCCCAGGCUCUCAUUGGUCAGCAGCAGAGGAAGGAGAAGCAGCAGCAGCAGCAUCAUCACCAGCAGUCCAGCACCUCCUCCUCUGACAUGUCCAGCCCUUCGCCCAUAAUUCUGAAAAUCCCCCUGGAGAAGGAGAGGCACGACAGGAGCUCUCUGAAAAUGCGUUUCCCUGUAGCAGGGGGGGGAGGCAGUGGGCACAGCAGCAGCACCCGAGGUCAAGAUCAGGACAUCAAAGUCCGAAUACGAGUGCCUGAGAAGCAAAGGGGGAGUUCAGGAGAGGAGGGCAAGAGCAGGGACAAGCACAGGGAACGGUCUAAUCAUCACCACCACCAUCAUCAUCACCACCACCACUCCUCCUCCUCUAGCAGUGCCUCCCUUUCCUCUUCACAUAAACAUUCAUCUAGCUCCAGUGGGGCAGUAGGAAGCAGCAAAAAAGUCCCUAGCGACUCCUCUAGAACAAGCUCUUCAUCCUCUUCUACAUCACGUAAGAGGACACACUCCCAGGAUGGCACAGCAGGCUCUCACCCUGCCUCAAAAGUCAGCAAGUCCUCUAGGAAUCCCUACCAGCUACCGUCCCUGUCUUCCUCAUCUGGGCAAACUCUGGGGCACGGUCCUGACAUUCUUCCUGCUCUGGGCCUUCCCCACCACCAAGGGAGCUUUUCGCACUCCAAAAGUGACAAGACAGACACUAAUGGGCAUGGUGCGGCGGGCGGAGCCCAGUCAAAUGAGUACCAGGACACUUUUGAAAUGCUAAACUCUCUUCUGAGCGCACAAGGGGUCCAGCCGUCCCAGCCGUCCAUGUUUGACUAUAGAUCCCAAUAUGGGGACUUUCGGUACAGCAGUGGCUCCAGAGGGAACAACCCCAGACCCCCACCCCUCCCUUCAGAACCACCUCCACCACUGCCACCGUUACCCAAAUGAGUUCCUGAUCAGGAGAUGUUAUUAUGUACAUUGUGCUUGACAUCACAAACAUCCAUCUUGUUACAUAAAGUAUUGAAUAAUUUUUUUUAAAAACUCACCCAACGUUUUUUAAUGGGCUUCGGUGUGACAGCAGAGAAAUGUACUGGUGAGAUAAAUUAAUUUUUCAUUUUACAGUGGGGCAAUAAUGAGAGGCUUGAAAAGCUUGCAAAAUGUGAGAAAAAAAAUUACAGCAAAGUGUAGAUAAGUUUUUUUUUUUUUCUUUUAUUCUUUACUCAAAUGAAAUGUGAUGAUGGGACCUGAUUACUGUUUUUAAAGGAAGUCAUUGUCUUGAAAUCAUGAGGAAACUAAAAGAUUUCCAUCACAUACCUGUUAUGUCUUCUUACCGAUUGUCUUUUUAUAAUGUUUUUAUAGUAUGUUAUUUAUUAAUUGAAUACUUAAAAAAAAAAAAAACAUAGUCCCCUUUUCUACCUUUUUUAAGGCUUCCCCUCUAUGUUCAUUUUGGCCAGAGGGAUAUUUCUUCAUCAAGACUGUAAAGGCUAGUUUGAGAGUGCAUGUCUCCAAAGCCAUCUUUUCAAUAUUUUUGUCUUUUUUUAAAAAAAUAUUUUCUUCUUCAGCCAUAACCUCAAAAAAAGGUGAAAGCCCCCCCCCCGGUGUUUUAUCUAUUUUGUUUCCUGCAUUAUUUGGUAAACUUGUACAAAGAUUGUAAAAUGUUUAAAACAAACAUGAAAUAUUUUUUACAUUUUGUUAUAAAAAAAUAGCAAAAAAAAAGAAAUGUAAAUUGAGGAAGCUUGUACUUUUUUGUUUUUAAGAUUUGGAGUGUUGCAGUCAUUGUUUUAAAUGGUUGUAAAAUAUUCACAUUCAGUUCUGUAAUAAUUACACUAAUGGACAAAGUUCAUACCAAGCAUAUACAUUUAUGGUUUAUCAAAGGGUUCAGAGAGUUCAAACAUAUCUACCCGGUAUGGUCACAAUGAAGGAAUUGCCAACAAAAAAAUCUCUCGAGAGAAGAAAUGAGUUCUUAUGCUGACUUGUCCAUCUGUUUCCUCAAGAGGGAGUCUUUUUGGGGUGAUCACAAUUACAUUAAAAGAUAUAAAUAUGCAGCAUUUAUGGAUACACAACAUUUUCACCCUGAAACUAAGGCAAAUUUUUUUAUUUUUUUGUGCUGGUUCUCACUUUGUGGUGACCAUAUCGAGCACAGUGUACAACAAAGUAUUCACAAUACAGAUUAUCAAUGACUGAUCGUAGGCCAUCUGUCUGUCUUUAUGGUUGUCUUUCAUUUAUGCAUUUCCUGUGGGGAUGUUUCAAAUGUGUAAACUGCAGUGUACACCUGACAAUUCACGCUGUUUCAAUUUAGUCAUGUUAAAGCUGUCUUUUGACUCCAUACCUUCAAACUAAAUUGGUGGAUAUUCAGUUUCAGUUUGUUGUUUGUAACCCUUCCACAAGCCAUGAUUCAUCAAAAAAUGUUGCAUGUGUUCUUUAGUUGUGUAAAAUCAUACACGGCAAAGCAGGUUAUUGACAUACCUCCACUACAGGGUCAUGAGCAUGAAGUAUAAUACUGUAAUUAAUCUGAUUUAAUGUUUAAAUUUUGUGUUGGAGCAAAAUGGUCGAAGAGGUGCUAUUUGUUGGCAAGAGAAUCGGGUAUCAUCUGUACAUUUAAUUCAUAUUAAGCUUUAUAUGGUUUUGAUUGUAUAGUGUUACUGCUCUUAACCUGCUUUCUGUGUGUUUCAGUUUGUAAUCAACAAUUUCUUUUAGGCAGUUCACAGUAAUGCAGUACAACAAAUCAGCCAUACAAUUGUAAAAUAUUUUUGUUCCCUUGAUAUAUGGAAGAUAUGCUGAAAGAAUACAGCUCUUUGCUCAGGCAGCAGAGGUUUUAUUAGUUAUUCAACUCUUGGUUGUAACAGGGAAACAGUAAAUGCACUGAAUAUUUAUCUCAGUAGGAUUGCCUACAAUGCAAUUGACCAAGUGUUAAAUGUAUUAUGGUUAGACUAUUAGAAUAGACGUCCAAUAUAUCAUUGCCAUUUUUGAAAAUUGUUUAAUUUAAUCUGGACAAAUCUUCCCAUUUAAGUAUUAACUUAAUGCUGUGAGAAAGUUAUACAAAAGGACACGCAAUUUUAAAAUAAACCCAUAUGUGAGAAGAACGGAAGACACUCAUGCAACCUAACAAUGCAAAAUCACAUAGCUACAAUAAGUUUUCAUGUCUUUUCACGUCUUGGUGUUUUUAGUGACACUCAGGUCUGGAAAUGAAACAUUUUGGGAUUUUUUUUUUUUUCAGUUAAAAGGUUAUACACUACCGGUUAAAGGUUUUAGAACACCCCCUUUUCCAGUUGUUACUGAAGUUUACAGUGUAAUGUCUCAGUGUUUCUGAAAUGAAAGCAUAGAACAAAUGAAUAAUAAAGAUUAUGAAAAGGAAUAAUGGAAUCCUAUAUCCUAUAAAUUUAAUCUAAAUUUUUGACUCAGCUGAAUAAACUUGUGGCGUUCCAGUUCAUCCCAAACCAGCUCGAUGGCGUUUAAGUCUGGAGACUGUGCUGGUCUUCCAUCAUAUGAAUCCAGUGUCUAGUUCUUUUUUUUCAGUGUUUUGGGACAUUGCUUUGCUAUAGAAUGAACCCCCGGCCAACCAGUCUGCCUUCCUGUGUUACUUGCCUUGUUCUCACCAUUCUGAUAGCAAUAUACAGUACUCGUUCCUGCAGUACAUUAUUGUCCUAAUAAUGCAGGGGUGUAGUAACACAGUUUGUUUGAGCACUGCCGUUGUACAGACAGAGGGUUUGCAAGUCAUCAACAAAUGUUUGGGGACCUGUAGGAAUUGUUUGCAUUAACUUUCAAGGCUUCAUUUACUUCCAUUACUGCAGGAAAGCAGUAAGUGAAUGUAAUUCACAAAACCUGAAAAAUACCUGUUAUUUAGGAAAUUUUUUGAUUUUUCAGUUUUUGGUCACCGAAAAAGUUUACUGUUUACCUUUGCACCAUUUAAGGUUAACCACUGUCCUGCUCAAAUUUCCAAUAAUAAAACUGGAAACGUGGAGGGUGUUUUUAAACUUUUCACUGGUAGUGUAUGUAAACACUGUUUUUUAUAUAAUGUGGUUGCUUUAUUCUCAAUUAAAGUCAAUAAAUAUUUUAAG